AUGGCAAGUGUUGAUUAUACAGCCAGUGAUGAUUAUUUUACUAAGUGUUUGCUUCACAAAGCUUUUAAAAUCAUGGUCAUUCCUAAGUUUGUACUGACAUGUGAUCCACUUUGGUAUUUUGUUGUUGUCAUCAUGCAGCAGACGCCUCCUCACCAAUACGAUCCCAUAUCCGUCAUGAGCAGCCUAAUUUCCGCGCUAGUCACAAUUGCCGCCAACCUACUUAGUAAUCAACUUCCCGAUUUGGAAAAUUCAAUGGAAGGCAAAGAUGAGUUCUAUUCGACCCGAUUGACAGAAUUUCGAAAAGUCUUGACAUUUCUUUAUGAUCAUUUGAACAUGCCUUUAAAAGGUAUCAUACGAGGUCUUAACCACGCAGUCAAGGUCGGCAAGCCUGCAACACCGUUACAAGAGCAAUUGCAUGCCCGGCGCGAGCGAGAACAAGCUCACACAGCAACAUCGACUGCGGCCAUCAGGGCAAUGCUUGAUGAAGGUCAACAUCAGCCAUUACGUGAUGAAGUCAUGGAGCCAGCACACCUUAUGCACGAGUUAGACGCACCUGAUGACGGAGAUGACUAUCCAGGUGCAGAACCGGAGGAUCUCAAUCAAUUUAUGCCACCACCAUUUGAAGUAGAACUGGAGGUGGUUAACCCAGUCCAAGCACGAUUGCGUAGGGAACAGCAUUUAGCUGAUUGUUUGGCACACGAGAACAAGUGGAGCUGGCAGUAUGCAAUAAUGCUGCCUACAUUUCUUCGAUGCAAGAUGGCGACCUCAAAUUGGGGAAAUGAAGAUCUAUGGAAGAAUGACUUACGUCCGCCCUGCACCUGUGCGAUGCAGACCGAACGUGAUGUAGACCUGUGGGUCAGAUAUGCCGUUCCCACGAAGUCUUUUUGUGAAGGUUUAGACGAAUCACUUGAUAGUCACAACCCCGUCAUCUUAACGAGCAAAGGAAAAAUCUUCCUUGACCCCAAAAUCGCCGAAGCGAAGGCUCGAUUUCUAGAGAAUGGCCCCCCAAUUGACUGGCAAAACAAUUGUACAGUUAAGAACAUGAUUGGCAGCACCCAAAAAUUUCAGGGUGAGCUACAGGAAGCCCAGGCGUCUCUCGCGAGAUUUGAACAAGCGAACCGGGCACAUACAAGGCAAUAUUUUCAAGAGCAGUGGGACCGUCAGCGAGCUUUGCAGCUGAAUGCUAUUAAUAUCAGGUCGAAGGAAAAGCGUGCGCGACUCGAGGUACUCUUAAAGCUAGAAGAGGAUCUUUUGGAAGCUCGUCAGCAAAUGAGGGAUUUAGAUGCAGCCCAUGUCCCUGUGCGAACCGCUGAGCAACGUAAUGCUCUGCUCGCGCUCCCGAGGACCCUGGUCGAUCUUGAACAGAAGAUUCAAGAGGUCGCUGAUGAAGUUGGUAAUACCGAGUUACUAAACAUUCGCCGACACGUUCGGCAACGUGGAAUUGAUCAGAUUAAGGCUGUCCUGACUGUGCAGGUCACUUUGGGUUUUUUGUAUGAGGCCAAAUUUGGUGCUUAUCAACAACAAGUGGAUGCUGGAAGGCGGACUGUCAGGCAGAUGAUUGGAUGGGGCCUUGACUAUGAAGGACGCAUGGAAAGGACCAAGCCAAAUGAGGCUGAUGCCCGAGUGGUAGAGUGGAACUCUAUCCACUCUAGUCUGGCCAAACGAACCUGUCGCCUAUGGAAGCAAUGGGAUCAUGGAUUACUCGAUGUCUUCCAUGCGACCAAGCAGUAUGUCGAAGGAAGUGCAGAAAAUGAUGGAGAACUUAUAGAUCGGUGGGAACAAAUGGUCAGUCGAACCACACAAACUUGGCAUGAAGUCCUAGGGGUACCCAUAUUUUGGACAGACGAGGACGAUGAGGACGCUCGUGCAGAGGCAGAGGAGGAGAUGGAUUGGGUAUGGCAUAGAGAGCAUUUGGAGUAUUGGUAG
This is a messenger RNA of Melampsora larici-populina 98AG31, 1926 nucleotides long. RefSeq lists its product as uncharacterized. The record is from RefSeq and is a predicted model, not a curated record. Lineage: Eukaryota; Fungi; Basidiomycota; Pucciniomycetes; Pucciniales; Melampsoraceae. The transcript is spliced from 10 exons. The coding region runs from base 1 to 1926 and encodes 641 amino acids.